AUGCAGCGGCGCGGGCAUGCGCUGGUGGAUCUGAUCACCUGGCCGUUGCAGUAUAUUCCGGCGGUGGUGCUGGGUCUGAUUUUGAAUGUUCUCGACGGCCUGUCGUACGGCCUGAUUGCGUUCCCGGUGUCGCUUCCAGUGUUUGACAAGUUUGGGCCGAUCGGAUUCUCGAUGUUCAUGCUGAGCACGGCGGUGUCUCAGUUUGUGUUUUCUUCAGGCGCCAGUGGGUUCCGCGGUGCUAACGGGUGCAUGCUGGUUGAGGCAAUCCCGUUUUUGUACGCCAUGUGCGACGUCGUUGUCGGCAACAUCAGCGCGGACCAGCCGGAGCGAAUCGUAGCCACGACGCUGGUCAGCUACGCGAUCAGCUCGAUCAUAACUGGAGCAGUGUUCUUCUUGCUGGGCCUGUUGAAGCUUGGGUCGCUGGUAGACUUCUUCCCCCGGCAUAUCUUGGUCGGGUGCAUUGGCGGCGUUGGGUACUUCCUGUUCCAGACUGGCAUAGAGGUGACCUCGCACCUGAAGCUGACGCUGUCGUGGGAGGUGAUCAAGGAGCUGUUCGUGGUGCCGAACACGCUGGGUUUGUGGACCAGCAGUCUGGGCGUGGCGAUCUUGCUGCGUGUGCUCAACCACCGGUUCACCACCCCGCUGUUCGUGCCGCUGUUUUUCAUGUUUGUUCCGGUAGUGUUCUACGGCAUCGCCUCGGCCCUGGGCCUGCCGAUGGACUUGCUGCGGGAGACAGGGUGGGUGUUCCAGAUGCCUGACGCUGGAGUACCGUUCUACCACUUCUACACGCUGUUCGACUUUGGCAACACAGACUGGUACACGGUCUGGCUGACGGUGCCAACGAUGCUGGGACUAGCGUUCUUCAGCAUCCUGCAUGUGCCGAUCAAUGUUCCGGCGCUUGCAGUCUCGACGAAUGCCGACAAGGUGGACACCAACCGCGAGCUGGUGGCACACGGAAUCUCAAACUGCCUGUCUGGCCUGCUGGGAUCGUUCCAAAACUACCUGGUGUAUUCGAACAGCCUGCUGUUUAUUCGGUCGGGCGGCGACAGCAACUUGGCGGGGAUGAUGCUGGGAGUGGGAACGGUGGGUAUUUUCUUUGCAGGACCCACGAUUAUCGGGUACAUCCCGACGAUGGUGGUGGGAGCGCUGAUCUUCCAUCUUGGGCUGGAGCUGAUGAAGGAGGCAAUGGUCGACACGAUCGGUGUGGUCAACCGCAUCGAGUAUGCGACGAUCGUCCUGAUUGUGGUGGCAAUGGCAGGGAUCGGGUUCAACGAGGGCAUCUUCCUGGGCAUUCUCCUGGCGUGCUUCUUCUUUAUUCUGCUGUACAGCCGGCGGUCGGCGCUGCGCAAGGCGUACACGGGCUCGGCGGUGCGCAGCACGGUGCGGCGGCUGUACCGGCAGCGGCAUUUCCUGGACGAGGUGUGCCAGCAGAUCCAGGUGAUGCGGCUGCAAGGGUUCAUGUUCUUUGGCACGAUCAAUGGGGUGGAGGCGUAUAUCCGUAAGCUGCUGGACCAGCGGCAGUGGGAGGAGAACCCGAUCCGGUUCCUGGUGCUUGAUUUUGCGCUGGUGACGGGGAUGGACUUUAGCGCGGCGGAGGCGUUUAUCCGCGUGCGGCGGCUGCUCGAGUCGCGCGAGAUCUACAUGGUGAUUGCGGGCGUAGCGCAGGCGUCGGAGGUGGGACAGGCGCUGCGAGUGGCGGGAGUGUGGAGCGACGAUGUGUCGGAGUAUGUGCAGACGUCGCCAUCGCUGAACGAGGCGCUAGAGUGGUGCGAGAACGUGCUGCUGCAGUACUACUACAUGCAUCAGGCAGCGAUGGGCGGCGGGGAUGUACCAGCGGUCUACUCGUUUGUAACGGCGCCGGGUCCGGAGGAGUAUGAUGUGUACGGCACGUCGCCGCGGCAGGCCAUGGUGACCGAGGCGUCGCAGGCGAUGAUGCGCAAGGACACGCUUGUCAGCAAGGCGGGCGCAGAGCAGAAGCAGUCGUCGGGGGCUGGGACGCCCCGCAACGCAGUCAAGCCAGCGCCAGCGCUCCCACUGCUGAUGCAGGCGUUCCAGGAUCUGGAGACAGACCAGUCGCUGGAGGAGGUGCUGGAGUUUAUCGCGCCGCACUUCCAGCGCAAGCGGGUGGGGCCGCACCACCACGUGUGGGUGGCCGACACGGCGCCAGCGGGCAUGUAUGUGGUGGAGGCGGGCACGCUGCGGGUGUAUGUUGACAUAGACACGGAAAAGACGGAGGCGAUCGAGUCGAUUCUGCCAGGGACGACACUGGGCGAGCUGGCGCUGGUGACGGGGCGGAACUACUCGACGACGGUGGUGACAGACGGCGACGUGACGCUGUGGGAGCUGUCGAAGCGAAAGUUCGACGAGCUGUGCGUGCAGGAUCCGGCAAAGAUGCUGGCGUUUACGAGGCUGGCGCUGGCAUACUCGGCGCAGGGCAUGAGCACGAUCACGGCAUAUGCGUUCACCGCGCAGUGA
Messenger RNA from Linderina pennispora, 2475 nucleotides. RefSeq lists its product as uncharacterized. NCBI's taxonomy places the organism in Eukaryota, Fungi, Kickxellomycota, Kickxellomycetes, Kickxellales, Kickxellaceae. Gene Ontology annotation, cellular component: membrane. The record is from RefSeq and is a predicted model, not a curated record. The transcript has a single exon. Bases 1 to 2475 code for a protein of 824 amino acids.